AAAUCUAUAGCCCUCUCUAGGAAAAGCACCUUCCUACUAGCUCAUAUAGAGCAGGCUAGCUUGUUUUCAGCUAUUUCCGUCCGCAAUUUGCUUAAUAAUGCUUUCCGCGCUAAGGGAAUCAAGGGACUAGUAAUCUCUACAGUCUCUCUUUCCUCAAAGGGUAAUAUUAUAGUUAAUACUACCCCUGAGUUCAACUCUGACUUUUUGGUUCAAAACGAAGCUACUAUAAAGGGGGUGCUUCCCUUAGUAAAAAGCAUACAAAAAGGAGAGCCCUGGUAUAAAGUUAUUAUCCACGGUCUACCUAUUCGUGAUUUCGAUAUACCCGAAGGAAUGGACUUAGUCCUAGAAGAGAUCAAGACCUUUAAUAAGGGUCUAGAGCCUAUUGGCCAGCCCUAUUGGGCUACUUCUAAGGAAAAGAGAGACUCAGGCCUCCAGCGAGCCGGUUCAGUAGUAGUAGCAUUCCCUACCGAGAUUCAAGCUAAUAGAGCUAUUAAAAACAGACUCCUUAUAGCCGGAAUCUCUGCUAAAGUAGUAAAAUACCAUACUAUCUCUAGCACUGCGCAGUGUACUAAGUGUGCAGGGUACGGGCACUUAGACUCUAUUUGCAAAAAAGACCCUAAGUACUUGCUAUAUAGUGAGGAGCACGUGACAGAGAACCAUUUCUGCUCUAUCUGUAAAAAGAAGGGUAAAAAAUGCCCCCACGUGACUACUAAAUGCGCCAACUGCUCUAGUACUACCCACUCAGCUAGUUCUAAGCUAUGUGAGGUCUACUUAGCAAUCAAACAAGCUGCUACUACUCCUACUAUUACUAUUAAUGAGUAG
Molecule: messenger RNA, 822 nt
Organism: Hyaloscypha bicolor E
Lineage: Eukaryota; Fungi; Ascomycota; Leotiomycetes; Helotiales; Hyaloscyphaceae
Exons: 1
Source: RefSeq, a predicted model, not a curated record